Aspergillus ibericus CBS 121593 is the source of this 1219-nucleotide messenger RNA. RefSeq lists its product as uncharacterized. Lineage: Eukaryota; Fungi; Ascomycota; Eurotiomycetes; Eurotiales; Aspergillaceae. The record is from RefSeq and is a predicted model, not a curated record. Bases 17 to 1012 code for a protein of 331 amino acids. The transcript has a single exon.
CACCACCUCCCACGCAAUGAACCCCAUUAUGACAGGCAUCCGCUCUCUUUCCACAUCCAACCACCCUCGCAAUCUCCUCCUCACAUUGGAUGCCUUCGGCACACUAUUCUACCCCCACCCCCCAGUCCCAGAACAAUACGCCACCACCGCCCACGAAUUCGGCCUCUCACGCACCGCCAUCACCCCCCAAAAGCUCAAAACAGUCUUCAAAGACGUCUAUAGCGCACAAGCCAAGCGCUGGCCCAAUUACGGCCGUGCUGACGUCCUACGCGGAAAAUAUGGCGGGCCGCGGCAAUGGUGGGAGGAGGUAAUCCAGGAGAGUUUCGCGCGUGUUCUGGCUUCCGAAGCUGGACAUGCUUUUACUAAGCAGGAGAAAUUCGAGCUUCCACCGGGUAUGGUGGAUGCGCUGGUUAAUCGAUUUGCUGGGGACGGGGGGUAUACGCUUUAUGAGGACGUGGUGCCUUUCUUUGCUCAGAUGCGGGAGGUGAGGAGCGCUAUGUCUGGGCGAGGGCGGUUUGAUCGUGUGGUGGUAGGUGUGGUUUCUAAUUCUGAUGAUCGGGUUCCGGCUGUGUUGAAGGCGUUGGGGCUGCGGGUUGGGAGUAUGCGUGCGGAUCAGGAUCGGUCGAGUAUGGAGUUGCCGGGGUUUGAGCAGAGGGGUGGGGAAGUGGUUAGUGAGGGCCAGGGGGUGGAUGUGGAUGUAGACUUGGUGGUUACUAGUUAUGAGGCUGGUGAGGAGAAGCCGAACCGGCUCAUCUUUGAUGUUGCGAAACGGCAGGCGGGGUUGUUAGUGAGGGAUCAGGUACUUGGGAAUGGUUCGAACCCAGCUGGGGUAGAUGAGACGGAUGACUGGGUUUGUGUCCAUGUGGGAGAUGAGUAUGAGAAGGACUAUCGUGCUGCUCUUAAUGCAGGCUGGGAUAGUUAUUUGAUUCCUCGGGGGAAUACGCAGGAGUAUCCUGCCAAGACUAUCGAUUCGUUGUUGGAUCUGAUUGAGGAGCUGGAGAUCCAGGCAUAAAUACUAGGCCCAAUAGUAUAAAGUUGUACAACCACCAUGGGUCUCACUCGGAGAUGGCGGGAAAGGAUUCCGCUUGAGUCCGAACAGACUGCUCUUGCAUGUACUCCGUACACAGAGUUCUGGCCCGACCUGACAUCAUUGUCAUGGUGAAAGCAAUGUUUGCUAUCUACAACACUCGUGAAAAUUCCACCAGGCUGAAUGAUUUGC